UGAAGGAGAGAGAGAGAGAGGGAAAGAUAAAGAAAAGGAGAGAGAGAAAGAAAAGGAGAGAGAGAGAGGGAGAGAUAAAGAAAAGGAGAGAGAGAAAGAAAAGGAGAGAGAGAGAGGGAGAGAUAAAGAAAAGGAGAGAGAGAGACAGAGACCGAGAGGGAGAAAAGGAGAGAUAAAUUGAAGGAGAGAGAGAGAGGGAGAGGAGGGAGAGAGAGAAAUAAAAGGAGAGAGAGCACAUGCAGCAUAUGCGUGCUUCACUCCGUGCUUCACUCCGUGCUUCACUCCGUGCUUCACUCCGUGCUUCACUCCGUGCUUCACUCCGUGCUUCACUCCGCUCUCUGCUUCAGAGGAGCUUCAGGAUUUUCACUUGUUUCCGUGCAACACCUCAUUUGACUCGUUUACCAAGGAGCGACUCAGACGUGGGGAAGGUAUCUGAACUUUCCAGCUGACUGACAGACCAGGCUGUGUUGUCUUCCCUACCAGUAGACUGAAUGACCAGACCAGACCAGGCUGUGUUGUCUUCCCUACCAGUAGACUGAAUGACCAGACCAGACCAGGCUGUGUUGUCUUCCCUACCAGUAGACUGAAUGACCAGACCAGGCAGUGCUCCCAGUGUAUCUGGACCAGGGACUAUUUGGCCUCAGUGACUGGACUCUGCAGUGUUACCAUCAGUUUUGGACUAUAUAAACUGUAUUCGGACUAACUGACCAUCUCCAGUGAUCCUCCCUCCUUCCCUCCCAGCAGAAAACAUGACCUCUCAAACCCUUUAAACACAGACCCCUCCAACAGCCAGUCCACAUGGACACCACCUCCACCCACUGGCAGCUAGGCAUCCUGGGUAACGACAGUCUCAGCCUCCACCUCGACCGGCCGGGGUUCCACUCUGACAUCACCAAGCAUGUAGGAGUCCAGGCUGCUUUGAUCACAGCGUAUAGUCUGAUCAUCCUACUGGGUCUAGUAGGCAACGCCCUUGUCAUCUACAUGAUCAUCCGCUUCCGGAACAUGAGGACAGUCACUAACUUCUUCAUAGCGAACCUGGCCCUGGCCGACCUGUUGGUGGAUACGCUGUGUUUACCCUUCACACUGGUUUAUACCUUGCUCGACGAGUGGAAGUUCGGCGCGGUGCUGUGUCACAUGGUCCCGUUCGCCCAGGCGCUGAGCGUGCACGUAUCGAUCCUGACGCUGACCGUCAUCGCUCUGGAGCGUUACAGGUGUAUCGUGUUCCACCUGGGCCAACGCCUCACCUGGCGAAGCAGCCUGCUCAUCAUGGCUCUCACCUGGACGCUGUCCGCCGUGCUGGCCAGCCCGCUCGCCAUCUUCAGAGAGUACCGUCAGGAGGAGAUCCCGUCCAUCAACCUGAGGAUCUCAGUCUGCUAUGAGAAGUGGCCUUACGGCAGCAGCAGAGACGGGGUCAUUUACAGCCUGUCUAUGUUACUGCUGCAGUACGUGCUGCCACUCUCCAUCAUCAGUUAUGCCUAUAUCUGCAUCUGGGUGAAGCUGAAGAACCACGUGAGUCCAGCGAGCCGCAUCGACGCCAUCCAGCGCAGGAAGAAGACCACCAAGAUGCUGGUUAUGGUGGUUGUAGUCUUCGCCACAUGCUGGCUACCCUUCCACGUGUUUCAACUAGCCAGCGACCUAGACCUGGUCCUCAGCUUAAGACAAUACAAGCUCAUCUAUACUCUCUUCCACAUCGUAGCCAUGUGCUCCACCUUCGCCAACCCGCUCCUGUACGGCUGGAUGAAUAAGAACUACAGGAAUGGGUUCCUCAUGGUGUUCAGGUGUGAGGCUAAACCAGACAGUAUUCACCCUGAGGGAUCCUUCAGGACCCGGUCACUAAGGAGGAUGUCUCUGAACAGGAGGAACGGAGGACACCCUCCUACUGCCGUCUGAUUGGUUGAUUGAUCUGCCGUCUGAUUGAUUGAUUGAUCUGCCGUCUGAUUGAGGCUGCUGUAUGGAGUGAUAUUAGCACCAUUGGAAAGAGAAUCUGAGGCUGCUAUAAAAAAAAAUUAAAAAGCCUUGUGUGAACCAGAACGGCCCGUAGGGCAGGAGUCCAUCUCCUGUUUCUGUAGAGUGAACCAGAACGGCCCGUAGGGCAGGAGUCCCUCUCCUGUUUCUGUAGAGUGAACCAGAACGGCCCGUAGGGCAGGAGUCCAUCUCCAGUUUCUGUAGAGUGAACCAGAACGGCCCGUAGGGCAGGAGUCCAUCUCCUGUUUCUGUAGAGUGAACCAGAACGGCCCGUAGGGCAGGAGUCCAUCUCCUGUUUCUGUAGAGUGAACCAGAACGGCCCGUAGGGCAGGAGUCCCUCUCCUGUUUCUGUAGAGUGAACCAGAACGGCCCGUAGGGCAGGAGUCCAUCUCCUGUUUCUGUAGAGUGAACCAGAACGGCCCAUAAAUCACUUUGGAUUAAAGCAUCUGUUAAUAUAAUAUAUUGAUGAAUAAGUACACCCCCUGGACACUAUACUGGACAGGACACUAUACUGGACAGGACACUAUACUGGACAGGACACUAUACUGCUGUGUGGAGUGAUAUUAGUGCCAACCGAAAGGAAAUCAGGAAUUGCUGCACUUAUUAUUGUUAAAGCAUCACAACAAUGAUGAUGACUAGGACCAGGAGUUUUUCCUGACCUCACCACCGACCUGAGCAAGAAAAACUCUGGACCCUAUAAUUACCUGACCGUGUGGUAUAACUGGGAUAAACUCUGGACCCUAUAAUUACCUGACCGUGUGGUAUAACUAGGAUAAACUCUGGGUCCUAGUUAUAUAGCCUUGGUCAGAUCAUGUGGUAUGGAUCAGGAAAAACUCUUGGUCCUCUUUGAGGAUUAAUAUGGGACUUUACAGGGACCUUAUGAAACCUGGUGAAACUGUCUGAAUCGAAUGACCUGACAUUGAAUACCUACCUUAAAAUGACUGCCUGACUGAAGUUCAGAGUUGAGAGAAGGUGCAUGUUUUAUACUCCCAUCUAACUGUCUAUUCUAAAUAAUUAAACUACUCUUGUCCAAUGAAUUCAAAGACGUGUUGAUUGAUCAAGCCCGUUAUCUUUGGUUGUAACAGAACUCAUUAAAACUGACUAUAACAGGAUGAGC
Messenger RNA from Oncorhynchus masou masou (cherry salmon), 3082 nucleotides. Its product is annotated as neuropeptide Y receptor type 2-like. Gene Ontology annotation, molecular function: neuropeptide binding; neuropeptide Y receptor activity. The transcript is spliced from 2 exons. Gene Ontology annotation, cellular component: neuron projection; plasma membrane. The record is from RefSeq and is a predicted model, not a curated record. The coding region runs from base 799 to 1890 and encodes 363 amino acids. NCBI's taxonomy places the organism in Eukaryota, Metazoa, Chordata, Actinopteri, Salmoniformes, Salmonidae. Gene Ontology annotation, biological process: G protein-coupled receptor signaling pathway.